GAACAAAUGUCUUAAGAAAAAGAUUAAAUGUUUUUCAGUAUCUUUUAUCAUGCUAAGAAAACCUUCAAGACCGGUAGACUUCGCUCCCUCGUUCUUCUUUACAUUUAAUUUACCAUUAAUCACUUUUCUUAGACAACACUGAACAAGAAGAAGAUGUCAAGAAAUCCAAACACUCUGUUCUUAGACAAAUUCCUCCUAAACCUCACCUCCAGCAAAUCCACCUCCCAAUCCACCACCUCCUCCGCAAAAUCCAUCAUCCAAGCUUGGUCUCAACUCCGAAACGCCCUUCAAAACUCUUCAUUCAAUCAACACCAUCACCACCAUCUCCAAACCCUAGUCAAUUCCCAAACCUCCCUCCAUGUCGCUGAUCCACAAGCAAAACUCCUCCUUUCCAUUCUCACUUCUUCCAAUUUCUCUCUCCCCCAUCAUUCCCUCCCUCUUUGUUUCCGCCUCCUUUACAUAUGGAUACGAAAAUCCACUAAACCUAGUUUUGAUAUCAUUGAUUCGGUAGUGGAGGUUAUCUCCAAGAUGUUUUUAUCUUCUCAUACUCAAUUUGAUAACGUUUUGUUAUUCUCUGAAGCUAUUUUACUUCUGGGUGCUUUUUCUUUUGUGCAUUCUUUAUCUGAGAAUACUAAAAAUCUCUGCUUGGAUGUUUUUUGUAAACUUUUGGUGGAUAAAUGUAGGCUGGUUUGUUUGUAUGAUGAAUUUUUGGCUAAUGUUCUUGCUGGGAUUGGGUAUGCUUUGUCGUCGUCUUCUGUGAGUGUUCAUUUUGUAAGAAUAUUGGAAUGUUUGUUUGGAAUUUGGGGGAAAGGUAAUGAUGGGCGUCGAGGUAGUGUUGCGGAUGGACUCAUGGUUCUUUAUUUGAGUGAUUGGGUUGCGUCGAAUUUGAUUAGUUUUGGGUUUUGGGAUAAAGCAAAUGUUUUUGCGAGAGAAAUUUUCGGGGGUUUUAAGGAAAAGUAUGCAUCGUUUGCUGUUUUUAUGUCGGGGGUUGGAGUUUUGAGAGUUAGUGAUAGGUAUGCUUCUUCGACUGGUGUGAAAUUGGAUGUUGUUGCUAGAAUGAGGACUUCUGCGAUUAUUCGGGUGGAGGCUUUAGUAAGUGAUUUGGUUUAUAGGACAAUAGGAUUUGGUAGCUCCUGCAGUGAUAUUCAAGAUAGAAUUUUGCUUCAGUGUGUUUCGAUAGGAUUGACUCGAACAGUUUCAUUUUCAGGCCAUUCCUCGUUGUUUGUUUGCCUUGGUUUGUCGUUGUUAAGUGAGGUACUUCCAUUGCCUCGUCUUUAUGAAUCCGUGUUUGAAUUGUCGCCGAGUUCUGGUGAACUAAAGGUUAAUGAGAUCAAAGAACAUCUAGAUAAUAUCCUCUUUAAGGAAGCAGGAGCUGUAACCGGAGUUUUCUGCAAUCAAUAUGUUUUAGCAGAUGAAGAAAAUAAGAAUAUAGUGGAGAAUCUUAUAUGGGAAUACUGUCGUAAUAUUUACUAUGGACACAGGAAAGUGGCUAUGCAUCUUAAGGGCAAUUACGAUGAGUUGCUUAAGGAUUUCGAAAAAAUUGCGGAAUCGGCUUUCCUUAUGGUUGUAGUCUUUGCGCUAGCUGUAACAAAGCACAAAUUGAGCUCGAAAUUUGAUCAAGAAAUACAAACUGACGUCUCGUUGAAGAUACUAGUAUCGUUUUCUUGCCUGGAACAUUUUCGCCAUGUACGCUUGCCAGAGUACAUGGAGACUAUUCGCAAGGUUAUUGCAAGUGUUAACAAGAAUGAGCAUGCUUGUACGUUUUUUGUGGACUCCAUACCCUCUUAUGGUGACUUGACAAAUGGGCCAGACCAGAAAACCAAAUACUUAUGGUCCAAGGAUGAAGUGCAAACAGCUCGUGUUUUGUUUUACCUACGGGUCAUUCCAACUUUGAUAGAGUGUUUGCCAGCCCCAGUAUUCGGAGACAUGGUAGCUCCAACUAUGUUCUUAUAUAUGGAACAUCCGAAUGGAAAAGUAGCUCGAGCUUCUCAUUCUGUCUUCACUGCAUUUAUGUCUAUGGGGAAAGAAUCUGAAAAAAACGAUGGAGUCUCUUUGAAGGAGAAUCUCGUUUUUCAUUACAUACAAGUAUCCUUAUCGGGAUAUCCUGGCAUUACUCCUUUUGAGGGAAUGGCAUCUGGAGUUGUAGGAAUGGUCCAACAUCUUCCUGCUGGAAGCCCUGCCACUUUUUAUUGCAUUCAUACUCUUGUUGAAAAAGCGAGUCAGCUUUGUUCUGAAGUCUUCACUCAUGAGGCUGAUGCGUGGAAGCAGUGGCAAGGAGAGCCAGAACCUAGCAAGAAAUUAUUGGACUUGCUUUUACGUCUAGUUUUCCUUGUUGAUAUUCAAGUCCUACCCAACUUGAUGCAACUAUUGGCACAAUUGAUUACCAAGUUACCACAAGAUGCACAGAACAUAGCUUUGAAUGAGUUGUAUUCACAAGUGGCUGAUUCCGAUGAUGUUGUCCGCAAACCCAUGUUGGUUUCAUGGCUGCAGUCAUUAUCUUACCUUUGCACAAUGGCUUCAAAUCAAAGUUCCGCCUCCCGAAAAAGUAAAAGUGAAGACCCACUAAGCGAUGGAAGAAUUACUGCACAUCUCUAAGAGAUUCGGUCCAAUUUUUAAUUUUCGCUGUCUGUAGCAACUGAGAAGUUUUUGUACACGGUAGAUGCAAAGGAGUCCAUAUUAGAUAUAAGGUUAGCUCAAGAAUUGGCUUUUAAUCAAACAGAACACGAUUGAAGCCGAUGCAGAAACUGAAACCUGAUUACUCCCGUAUGAUAUUGGCCAGGGUUGAACAAGUUCAAUGCUAAUGAGAAUGGUAAUCAUUCUCCAUGCCCAUGGGACUUUUGUUUGAUAAACAGAGGGUAUGCUAUCUAAUUAGGAAAGGGAAGAGCUUUUGUAAUUAACACAGCUUUAGUAUGGUAUAACUAUUGUAUAUAUGAUAUAUGAAGUUAGAUAUAAAUACUUCUAAAUGCA
Molecule: messenger RNA, 2967 nt
Organism: Vicia villosa (hairy vetch)
Lineage: Eukaryota; Viridiplantae; Streptophyta; Magnoliopsida; Fabales; Fabaceae
Exons: 6
Coding region: 154-2595 (813 amino acids)
Source: RefSeq, a predicted model, not a curated record